Coccomyxa subellipsoidea C-169 is the source of this 1398-nucleotide messenger RNA. RefSeq names its product calcium-dependent phosphotriesterase. The record is from RefSeq and is a predicted model, not a curated record. Lineage: Eukaryota; Viridiplantae; Chlorophyta; Trebouxiophyceae; Coccomyxaceae. The transcript is spliced from 6 exons. Bases 1 to 1398 code for a protein of 465 amino acids.
AUGUCCACCAAGGGAAGCAGCGGGGCGAAGUCAGGCACACAGAAAGAUAUCUCGCUCGCGUAUGUCCUGGCUGGAGGAAUACUAGGCUGGCUGUUAGGACAGGGUGUAUGGCCUGGGUCCGUGAUAAGUCCCCUAGCUACAAGCAUCCCAUACUUCGAUGGCUUGACCGGCUCCCUGCUGGCCAAAUACAACGUGCCGUGGGGCUUGAACCCCUCACCACGCAUUAGCAGCGCAGCCAAUGCUCUUCCAUCAAAUGUCUGCGAUGUGUCACCGGCCACUCUGGCAGUUAUAUCAGAGCCCUUCGAGAGGGAUGCGCUGCAGCCCCUGCGAACCACAAAGGUGGCGCCGAAUUGGCAGGAGCUCCAAGCCACCAGCGCUGGAGGAAAGCUGAAAGACUGCGUCUUUGCUGCGCACGACAGCGCAUUCCAUGGCCUGAUAGGACCCGACCCCACAGUCAAGCUACUAGCACAGAAGGACUACACCUUUGCCCACGAGGGUCCGGUAUGGCUGCCAGCCAUUGGGAAGCUCUUCUUCGUGUCCAACCGCCUGGGAGACACAGGGGGGACAGACCAGUAUGCGGAGCUGUGGCUGCUUGACCCUGAGACCCUGGAGACGUCCCAAGUGCGGCCCAGAGUGCCCAUCAUCAUGGGGAAUGGCGCCACCAACUGGUCACCCAGCGAGGUUCUCAUCACGUCACAGGGCGGCAACAACACAGGCGGGGCUCUCUUUGUCUUGGAUGUUGUGAGCGGAGCUGCGCGGAAGCUGCUGGACAACUUCCAGGGUCUGCAGUUCAACAGCCCCAACGAUGUGGUGGUCUCUCGCGACGGCGUUAUCUACUUUACGGACCCCUCCUACGGCCUGCAGCAGAAGUUCCGGACCAUGACGCAAGUGGGCGACUAUGUGUGGCGCUUCAAUGCUCGCACCGGGGACACCGCAAUCGUGGACGAGAAAUUCCUGCAGCCCAAUGGAGUGGUGCUGUCCCCGGACGGCAGGGUCGCGUACAUCACUGACACCGGCUGCAAGCAUGCGAAUACAUCUGAUGGCGGCCAGUGCACCGCCCCCAACACACCCCGCUCCAUCUAUGCCUUUGACAUUCUCAAGAGCAGGGAUGGGGCGAGCUUGCUGGCCAACAAGCGCCUGUUUGCGGUACCGGAUGUGGGCGCGCCGGACGGCAUCAAGGUGGACCUGCAGGGCAACGUAUGGACCGGCGUUGGCGACGGCGUCGCUGUCUUCAGCCCCAGCGGGAAGCUGCUGGGCAAGAUUCUGGUCGGGGAGGUGUCCAACAUUGUGUUUGCCGGUGAUGUGCUGGUCAUGAUGAAGGAGACUGAGGUGCUGGCCGUGAAGCUGGCGGCAAGGGGCGUUGUCCUGCCAGGCAUGCUGGCUCCAGCAAUUGCUUAA